Diospyros lotus (date-plum) is the source of this 1154-nucleotide messenger RNA. RefSeq names its product protein PHOSPHATE-INDUCED 1-like. The coding region runs from base 70 to 1011 and encodes 313 amino acids. NCBI's taxonomy places the organism in Eukaryota, Viridiplantae, Streptophyta, Magnoliopsida, Ericales, Ebenaceae. The record is from RefSeq and is a predicted model, not a curated record. The transcript has a single exon.
UCUGUUAUUGCCACCAUCACUCAUCUUUCUACUCUCCAAUCGGAUCAUUACACAGCCCGGAACCCAAAAAUGGCUUCGUUUGCUUCACAGUUGGUCCCGCAGCUUCUCCUUCUCAUCUCUCUCUUCCAUUUCUCACUCGCUGCCAGAAGCCUGGACCAGUUGGUUCAGGAGCAGCCAAGCUCCACCUUUCGAUACCACAAUGGCCCCCUUCUCUACGGAAAAAUCUCUGUUAAUCUCAUCUGGUAUGGCAAGUUCAAGCCUGCCCAGCGAUCCAUCGUCUCCGAUUUCAUCACAUCGCUGUCCUCUUCUUCGUCUUCCAAGCCCUCCGUCGCCGGCUGGUGGAAGACCACCGAGAAGUACUACCGCCUCGCCGCCAAGACCAAGAAGCUCGCCUCCACCCCUUCCCUGUCUCUGGGAAAGCAAAUUCUGGACGAGGGCUAUUCAAUGGGGAAAUCUCUCUCAGAUGCCCAGAUCAAACAGUUGGCGGCAAAGGGCGGGAACAUGUACGCCGUUAACGUCGUUCUCACCGCUUCCGACGUCGUCGUCGGCGGAUUUUGCAUGAGCCGGUGCGGAACCCACGGAUCUUCCGGGAGCGGAAAAUCCCACAAGUUCGCGUACAUCUGGGUCGGGAACUCGGAGACUCAGUGCCCGGGUCAGUGCGCCUGGCCGUUCCACCAGCCGAUCUACGGCCCGCAGAGCCCGCCGCUGGUGGCCCCCAACGGCGACGUAGGAGUCGACGGGAUGGUGAUCAACCUUGCCAGCCUCCUGGCCGGAACCGCCACGAACCCGUUUGGAAAUGGGUUCUACCAGGGCUCCGCCGAUGCGCCACUGGAGGCGGCGUCAGCUUGUCCCGGAGUUUACGCAAAAGGGGCUUAUCCCGGCUACGCCGGCGAAUUGUUGGUGGAUCCGGCGACGAGAGCUAGCUACAACGCGCAUGGCGCUAAUGGGAGGAAGUACUUGGUUCCGGCGUUGUACGAUCCGGCGACGUCUUCUUGCGCCACUCUGGUGUGAAAAUUGGAGUUAUAUUACUGGGGACGAUACUUGUACUUUUACGUGUAGAGAGAAAAUAGGAAUAGAUUGUACUGAUUCGAUUCAUUCGUUUCUUAUGAUUUUGUAUUAAAUGAUAUAUACAACUAAGUUUCUUUUUCUUUAUA